AUGUCUCCAUACCAAUUGGUGUUUGGUAAGGCUUGUAACUUACCAGUUGAGCUUGAACAUAGAGCAUUCUGGGCUCUAAAAAUGCUGAAUUUUGAUGAUCAAGCUGCUAGAGAAAGGAGGCUAAUGCAACUCAAUGAGCUGGAGGAAUUCAGAAAUCAAGCCUAUGACAAUGCAAAGAUUUACAAAGAAAAUACAAAUAGGUGGCAUGAUCAAAAGAUAGCAAGGAGAGAGUUCAAAGAAGGACAGAGAGUGUUGUUGUACAAUUCAAGACUCAAGUUCUUCCUAGGGAAGCUCAAGUCUCGAUGGUCUGGACCCUUCACCAUCCUCAAAGUAUCACCUUAUGGUCAUGUAGAGCUCAUGAAGGACACAACACAAAGAACAUUCACUGUGAAUGGCCAUAGGCUCAAGCAUUACUUGGGAGACUCACUAGAUGAGAAGAGAGUGAACUACCAUCUCAGAUAA
Molecule: messenger RNA, 462 nt
Organism: Arachis ipaensis
Lineage: Eukaryota; Viridiplantae; Streptophyta; Magnoliopsida; Fabales; Fabaceae
Source: RefSeq, a predicted model, not a curated record